AUGUUGCGAGACGCCUCCAGUCUCGCGAAUCCGCAGGAAACCCGCGUCACGCAUUUGGAUUGGAAGGUGACGGUGGAUUUCACCGCCAGCGCCUUGAUUGGGAGAGCGACCUACACACUUGAUCGGGUCGACCCGGACGCCACCACGCUUUGUCUCGAUACUUCCAGGCUCGAGAUCCUCACUGUUGUAGAUCAGAAUGACGACAGUCUCUCCUUUGCCUUGGAAAGUCCCGGUGGGGAUUCCGUCGCACACUCGCAUUUGGGCCAACGGCUCGUCAUUCGGAUCGCCCCUGCCACCACCAGCGUCGCCAUUGACUACCGCACCACACCGGCAUCCUCCGCUUGUCAGUGGCUGCCUCCCGCACAAACAUCCGGUGGCGUCUUUCCCUACCUAUACACCCAAGCGCAAGCCAUACACGCACGAUCAUUGAUUCCCUGCCAAGACAUGCCCGGCGUCAAAUUCACCUACGGGGCCACCGUCACUGUUCCGGCCUGGGCGACCCCCGUCAUGUCCGCUAUUCUCAAAACAACCUCCCGCGCUCAUCCAGACGACAGCCAACACGGCAGUAGCAAAAUUUAUACUUUUGAACAAACAGUCCCCAUCAGUGCCUACUUGCUGGCCCUCGCGGUGGGGCAGUUGGAAAAACGAGACCUUUCCCCCCGCUGCGCCGUUUGGUCGGAGCCCUCCGUCGUCGAAGCCGCCGCUUACGAAUUCGCCCAAACCGAAGAGUUCCUCACCAUGGCGGAAGACCUGGCGGGAACUCCCUACGUGUGGGGCCGCUACGACCUGCUCUGUCUCUGUGCGAGCUCGCCCUACGGUGGCAUGGAGAAUCCGUGCAUUACCUUUGUGACCCCCACCUUAUUAGCGGGCGAUCGCAGUUUGGCCGACGUGGUCGCGCACGAAAUUGCCCACUCCUGGACGGGAAACCUCGUCACCAACGCGACGUGGGACCAUUUCUGGUUGAACGAAGGCUGGACCACGUGGUUCCAACGGAAAAUCAUGUCGCGCAUUCACCACGACGACCACGAACAAUUGCUGGAUUUGGACGCCAUUGGGGGGUACCAGGCCCUGCAGGAUGCCUGUAGUCGCGAAAUGCCCCUGGCCUACCAAAAACUCGUACUGGAUAUUGGUGACGGUGACCCGGACGAAGCCUACUCGUCCAUUGCCUACGAAAAGGGAUUCCAUCUCUUGCGUGCCCUCGAACGCCGCGUCGGAACAUCGGCCUUUGAAGCCUUCUUUCAAUCCUACGUGCAAAAGUACGCCUACCAGACCUUGACUUCCGACGACUUUCGUGAUUUCUUCACCACGUCUUUUGAAGACAACGAGGCGAUUCGAGAUUUCGAUUGGGAGACGUGGUUUUACGAACCGGGCAUGCCGCCGGAAGAUCCACCAUUCGACCGCACCUUGGCCGAGCACUCGGCGCAGCUGGCCCAAGUAUGGUUAGCGGUCGACCGACACGGUCGCAUGCUGCCCACCACGUCGAUUGCCGAUUGGACUUCACUACAAACAACUUGCUUUCUGGACGCGUUGCUCCUCCAAACUAAUCACAAUUCGGUACCACCAAAAGACCCGCUGAAAGUCUCUACGAUUCGAGCCCUACAAAAGGCGUACCGACUAGCCGACUCGCGCAACUCGGAAAUUCUUUUUCGUUUUUGCAUGUUGGCCGUCGCUGCCGAAGACGAAACGAUUCUUCCGACCGUCGUCCGCUUCAUUACCACACAGGGACGCAUGAAGUUUACUCGUCCUCUGUACCGGACCUUGUUUGCGUCGGUCAUGGGCCGGGAUUUGGCCGUCCAAGUUUUCUUGGGGCACAAGGAAUUUUAUCAUCCAAUUUGCGCCAAAAUGGUGGCUUCGGAUUUG
Molecule: messenger RNA, 1860 nt
Organism: Phaeodactylum tricornutum CCAP 1055/1
Lineage: Eukaryota; Bacillariophyta; Bacillariophyceae; Surirellales; Neidiaceae
Exons: 1
Biological process (GO): proteolysis
Cellular component (GO): cytosol
Molecular function (GO): zinc ion binding; metallopeptidase activity
Source: RefSeq, a predicted model, not a curated record